UCCCGAGCCCCAGGGCUAUAUAAUCUCCGCCCUGCGCCGCUCUCCAAAAUCCAAAUACUCCAUCCGCAAGCAGUUCAAGGCAGAGAGCAGCAGAGCAAACCAGCCAGAUCGUCGUUUCGGUACCUGUCGUCAAGCAUGUGCAAGGUCAUCGGCACGGUCCAGUCGCUCGCCUGGCUCCGCCGCGCCGUGCGGCGGUGGCGCUCCAGGUCGGCGGCCUCGGUGCGGCGGCUUGCCAAGGACAUGCUGGACGCCGCGGUGCCGGCGGGGCACGUGGCGGUGCGCGCGGAGGGCAGCGGCGCCGGUGAGUCGUCGUCGAGGCGGUUCGCGGUGCCGCUGGCGCAGCUGAGCCACCCGGCGUUCUGGGAGCUGCUGCGUCAGGCGGAGGAGGAGUACGGCUUCCCGUCGGCCCCCGGCCCCCUCGUGCUCCCAUGCGACGAGGGCCACCUCCGCGACGUCCUCCGCCGCGUCUCCUCGUCGAACGCCGAAGGGUGCCGCUCAUUCCGGCGCCGCAGCGUCAUGGCGGCGCCCCUGCUGCAGGGCGCACGAUGACUCUGGCGCCAUGGUGGCGCCGCCUCGUCUCGUGAUCGACCGGCCGUUCGUUCGUGCGCCCAGCCACCGUACAUCGCAGAAGCGGGAUAGCCGUGUCAAUUUGGUCCUUUUUCCUACCGGCCGGAAGGAGCGGCCAGCAGUAGUACAACUCCGGCUACGCGCGCGGCGCAGUGCCAUCCGUGGCGACGAGUGUGCGCGCUGAAACGGGGCAACCGGGCAAGGGCUUACCAGAUCGACCCGAUGAUGAAUUACGUGAUUACUUCUGCUAUGCUACGCUAUCAAUCCUUCAGUCGAGUUGGCAUUACAAAAUGUACACAUCUUCUCGACAUAGAUAUUGAAUGUUUAUAUAUUUUCGUGCCAUUUGCAGGUACACAGCUAGUAAACGCAUAGCUCGAUUGUGUCUUAAAACUUAGAGCA
Hordeum vulgare subsp. vulgare (domesticated barley) is the source of this 966-nucleotide messenger RNA. RefSeq names its product auxin-responsive protein SAUR21-like. The record is from RefSeq and is a predicted model, not a curated record. The transcript has a single exon. NCBI's taxonomy places the organism in Eukaryota, Viridiplantae, Streptophyta, Magnoliopsida, Poales, Poaceae. The coding region runs from base 136 to 549 and encodes 137 amino acids. Gene Ontology annotation, biological process: response to auxin.